Cylicocyclus nassatus is the source of this 370-nucleotide messenger RNA. The record is from the annotation of a GenBank genome assembly. Lineage: Eukaryota; Metazoa; Nematoda; Chromadorea; Rhabditida; Strongylidae.
GCAUAAAUAGGGGGCGGAGUUGUCGAUUUUAUCACACAUGAAGAGAGUUAUCCUCAUUGCAGUGGCCGUUUCCCUGAUAUGUGCAGCCGCGCAGUCGGGGUCGGAUGAGAAACUCUGCGCACAAAGCGAUAUUUCGAAUCGCGAAGCUGACGAAAUAGUUUUUCUGUUGAAUAGAAACCGUUCGGCCAAAAACCUGGGAGACAUACGCAGCGGAUGCUUGCUAUUCGCUUCAUCAAUGGUACGUAAAUGCGCAAGUCCUGAGGAGACCUGUGCAGAACUCGCACUAGGCUCGGGACUUGUCUCGAAUUUGAAUACGAGGGCAAAUUCUCAUGGAAAAACGUUCUUGUUAGAGAUGCUCAGCAGAGAGUGA